Messenger RNA from Sparassis crispa, 369 nucleotides. RefSeq lists its product as hypothetical. The record is from RefSeq and is a predicted model, not a curated record. NCBI's taxonomy places the organism in Eukaryota, Fungi, Basidiomycota, Agaricomycetes, Polyporales, Sparassidaceae. The coding region runs from base 1 to 369 and encodes 122 amino acids. The transcript has 3 exons.
AUGUACGAUCAUCUCAAGGACUUGCAGGGCGACGUCAUCCCUCGUUGCCAUGGACUCUUCAAAGGACACGUGGAGGAGGAAGAGGCCGUAUGUCUCGUCCUGGAAUAUUGCGGUGCCGAUAUUGCUGAGCUGAUGAAAGACGUCGUCACAGCUAUGCGGAAGAUCCAUUCGCUCCGCGUACGGCACGAUUACUUUUCUGCAACGAAGAUUGUUGCCGUGAAGGAUCACGCGUGUCCCAGCGCGAAUACCGACAUCGUGUUUGACCAGCUGAUGCCAUUGGUUGGCGAUCAGGAAUGGCUGAUGUGCAAUGAGAUGCGCAACGUAGCAGAGUCUAUGGAUGCAUGGAAACCUCGUACGUUCUCGUCCUGA